Messenger RNA from Astrephomene gubernaculifera, 1289 nucleotides. The record is from the annotation of a GenBank genome assembly. NCBI's taxonomy places the organism in Eukaryota, Viridiplantae, Chlorophyta, Chlorophyceae, Chlamydomonadales, Astrephomenaceae.
AUACGUAUAUGUAUAUGGCAUAAUGAUAUGUAUAUGGCAAAAUAUCUCUUGGCCCGUAUGGGCCUUACGAGUCGACCAAGCUUGUCUCUUCUGGAAAUCUAACUUAUCCGGAGCUCCGGGCCCCUUUCCCUUCUUCGAUUACUCUUCUGCUAGUCAUCCAUCCACCGAUGAAUUAGAGGGGCAAUCAUGGCGUCGUGGCUAGCAGCUGUGAGUACAGCCGCCUUGCCCAUUAGUGUGGCGUACCUUGCGUACAACGUGGGGAGCUUGGGACCCAGCACAUCCACCUCCACAGAUACCCCAGCCAGCGCAAGCACAGCAGAUGCGCUAGAUGGAUUGGGUCGCAGCGGCGGAGCUGCCCUGGAGAAGCUGGACAACACUGGCAGCGCUGCUACUGACGGGCUGUCAGUAGCAUUUGACAGGGGGAUGAGCAAGGUUGCCGUUGCAACGAUGGUGGCGGGGGGUGCCAUUGCCGCGGGGCUUUUGGCGUGCGCAUGGGCGCUGGUGCGGCUCAGCAGCAACGACAGCUCGAGCAAGCCAGCCACAAAAAAAUGCCAGCAAUAAAUGGGCAGCAGCCGCAACAUUAGCACAAGCGCAGUCUCGGACAGACCCAGCAUGCGGGGCAGCGGCAUUUCUAUUUUCACGCGGUCUUUCCGCUGCCAGGAGCACAGGUGCAAGCACGCAUUGCUGACCAACCUGUCGAGGGUAGUGUUAUCCAGGAGAGGUAGGGGUGACUUACCAGGUAGAGGCAUAGGGACUGUGCAGGUUGGGCAUAUGUAUAUGACAGAAUGGCGCAUAGCACAGUGUAAAUUUGCGGGCUGGUAGAUACCGGAGUCAUCCGUGGAAGCUGCAGGUUACCUGAGGUAGAAAUUGAACAUGGCCAAAUGGGUCUGCAGCGACGCCCUGUUCUUCUUCUUGUGAAACCAGGUCCGUUCGCGCCUGUUGGACGGCGACGUGAGGACCUGUGCGGCAGGCCGCAAGCAUGCAGCUACUCUGCUACAUGCAUGGAUAUCAUUCUGGGCAAGCAAGAUGCGACAAGACCAUCAGCCCAUGCAAUGACCUUGCACCUGUAGAGCCAAUCUGUGCCCCAGGAAUAUGAACGUUGUCGCUACGGGGGCUGGUGCUACUUAGUAGCCUACCUUGAUGAACCACUCCUACUGCUCCCAGCGGCUCGCCACGCUGUCCCCCUCGGGCAGCUCGCCCGCCACCAAUUCCGCCAGGGACUGCACAAGUGUGUGACGCAUGCACGGUCCACGUUAGUGAUUGUCUAUAUACCGGUAACAAGUUCCAAC